This is a messenger RNA of Camponotus floridanus (Florida carpenter ant), 2212 nucleotides long. Its product is annotated as basic phospholipase A2 homolog 1. Lineage: Eukaryota; Metazoa; Arthropoda; Insecta; Hymenoptera; Formicidae. Gene Ontology annotation, molecular function: A2-type glycerophospholipase activity; calcium ion binding. Gene Ontology annotation, biological process: lipid catabolic process; phospholipid metabolic process; arachidonate secretion. Bases 1048 to 1941 code for a protein of 297 amino acids. The transcript has 6 exons. The record is from RefSeq and is a predicted model, not a curated record.
UAUCAUAGUUGGAAACAAAUUGAUUUGAAAUUUGUUUGGAUAUUCAGACACGUUACAUGAUUACGUUUGAUUGAUCUUGACAUUAAUCCGUAAAUCAUACUUUAAUAUCGUUAAAGUGUGCCAUAAGAACACGAGUCGUGUCGCGGCACAUUACACUUCGUGUCCCGAGCGUGAUCGUAUGUAAAUGUCAACAUCGUAGCGUCGAUUUCACGCAUCUAGUAUUCCGAAACAAGAUCCGAAAUGCAUCUCGCUUUAAAUUCGAGCGAGUUGCUGGAAAAAGUCACGGCUAACGAAUUUAGAGCGCAGAAGAAUUAAAGAUCGCGCGGUCAACGGAAGGACAGACUCUAACGAUCUCUCUCACUCUCUUUCUCUUCUCCUUCUUCGACGAGGAAGCCGACGAAAGUGUAACAGCGCAGAUUUCCUAGACCAAGACUGGAUGGUAGUGCGACUAUAGGACUCGGCAAAGACGCAGUCCCUCGAGUCGAGCACUCAGCCACACUCUCGAUGGACGCUCUCGAGGUCACGGAGUUAAACCAAGUGUACCCAAGAUCGCGGUGUGUAUCUAAGGAUGUCGGCGAAAGGUGGAAGGAAAGGUCGCGUGGAGGGAAACGAUGCUGCCGUGUCUGAUAAGAAACAGUUAGUACUUUGUCAGUCUCUCGUUGCCGAAGUGAAUCUUUGCUGUAUGAGAAACUUGGAAGUAAAUCGUGCUGUUAUCUCAAAGUCCCUAAACAAAGUUUUUAGUGUCUACGAAGAGGAGCACUUUUGAAUUUCGAAAGUUUAGUUUUCACUCUACGCGGACAUUUGAGGGAAGAAGACGUCGCUGGUGAAAGGGCAACAUCGUGGCCGCGUUAAUUGAUCUAUCGCGAUACGCGCUUUCUCGGAUUGCCCCGGUGAUUACAUCACUGCGAAGAGCGAAUUAGCGUUAAUCAACGGACGUGGUAAUGAACCGCCAACCGGUGGCGAUAGAAGCCGUGUAACAAGACGCCUUGUGACCCGCUGCAGUUUUCCCGAUGCGGCGACACGUGAGGAGUAGUGCUUCCACGCCGGAUGAACCAAGGGCGAUACGCAGGUGACACGAAGGGCGUCCGAAUCAAACCCGGAUCCGCUCUCGCCAUCGGGUGGAAAACGUGCCCCAUGUUCCGCGAAAGAUUCGAUGUCGCACGUGGCCGCGAUCCGCCGCGGAUGGAUCGAUCGUCUCGUCGAUGCGGAAAAAUCCUAUGCGUUCUCCUUCUAUCCAGAAUGUUGCUCGUCCUCGAUGCCAGAGGUAACGGUACGCCAGAUGUUUACAAGAUACUCGGAGGUGCGCGAACGCGCCAAGAGGAUUACGAUUAUUCGUAUAUGAAUGAUGAUAUAAAGGAUGCAGAAAAUCAAGGAGACAACCUUUACAUUGGUCAUAGCGGUGACCCCUGGAGCACUCCCUCGACCCGCGACAAGGAUAUCUACGUCCACGUGUCGUCGCAGAUGGAUACCGCGUUGAAUAAUACGAGAGCUCGAUCUAUCGCGACGAGUGAGAAAACGACGGGCCAUGCAAGAUUCAAGAGAGGAGUGAUACAUCUCUAUAACAUGGUGGUAUGCGCCACGGGGUGUAAUCCUUUAGCUUACAAGGGAUACGGUUGUUACUGCGGAUUUUUAGGAUCCGGUUAUGUCAUCGAUGGCAUCGAUCAAUGCUGCAAGAUGCACGAUUGGUGCUACGAUGCCACAGAAUGUCCAAUGUUCUCGGAAUACUUUGUACCAUAUUAUUGGAGGUGUUAUCACGGUUACAAACCGGUUUGCGCGGUUGAACAUGGAAGCUGGGGAGGAUCGGGAUCUUGCGCUCAACGUUUGUGCGAAUGCGAUCGCUCGUUAGCCGAGUGUCUGAAAAAAUACCCUUGUCCUACCACCAAAGCAGUAUGUACCUCGUCAGCCUGGAGACUCGUGCAGAAUCUUUUCAUGAUUAUAUAAUUUUUUUUUUUUUUGGAAAUAUCUUGGUCGAAAGGCGAAUCAUACGGUUAAAAAAUACGAUAAACUCAUUUUGCGUAAUUUGCGUAAGGUUUAACUUUCGAGAUAAAAAAUGUUUCACAUGCAACUUUUAUUAUUUAUAUAUGCAUGAUAAAAAACUAAUCACAUCAAAGGCAAUAAACUUCAAUAUCCAAAACGAAUAUUGAUUAUUUCCAAAAAAAAUUGCGUCUUUACUUGAGUCUUUAAUGCGCUUAAAGAUAAAAAGGUCAUAUUA